AUGAAUAAUACUAAGCCAAAAAACACAAGAAAAAGAAAUAGAAAAUUAGGAUCGAGAGCAUAUAGAAAUUAUUCAGAGAAAAUGUUAGAAUUAGCGGUUGACAUGGUAGAAAAUAGCAGGAUGUCAAGUCGGGAGGCAGAAAAGAGGUUCGGAAUCCCUCGACGGACGAUAUUGAACAAAGUUAAAAAAAUUCACUUGAAACCAGCUGGAGGACAAAAGAAACUCACUGAAGAAGAGGAAGAAAAACUGGCAAAUGUGUUGUUAGCUUCAGCAGAUUACGGCAGUCCCAUGUCGAAAAUGGAUAUAAAAAUGUUGGUCUAUAAAUACGUAGAAAAAAAUUCACGGACUGAUUUGUUCGAUGGCAAAUUACCCAGUGAUACUUGGGUGGAAGGAUUUUUAAACAGACAUCGUUCGAUAUUGACCAUUAGAACAACCCAAAAUAUAAAAAAAGUACGGGCCGAGAAAGGAUUGGAAGAAAUGGAGCAAUUUUAUACCAAUUUACGUGAAACGCUAAAUGGUGUACCACCGAUGAAUAUACUGAACUACGACGAGACUAACUUGUCCGACAAUCCAGGUACUUCAAAAUGUGUAUUCAGAAGGGGCGUCAAACAUCCUGAAAGGAUUCUAAAUAACACAAAAAGUUGCAUUUCUAUUAUGUUUACUGCAAGUGCAGCUGGGACAUGUCUACCAAUAUAUGUGGUUUAUAAAGCUUCAAAUUUAUAUUCAGAGUGGCUAGAAGGAGGACCAGCUGGAACCAGAUAUAACUGUUCGAAAUCAGGUUGGUUUGAUACGUCUUCAUUUGAAGAUUAUUUCAAAACUAUAGUGGUUGACUGGGCGAGACAAAUUUCCGGGCCAAAAGUAGUCAUUGGUGAUAAUUCGUCUUCCCACAUAAAUAUUGAAGUUGUGGAAUUGUGUCAAAAACACAAUAUAAGGUUGGUAUUUUUACCACCAAACUCCACUCACCUAACACAACCGCUGGAUGUAGCAUACUUUGGCCCACUAAAAAGAGAGUGGAAAAAGAUCUUGUUGGAUUACAAAUGGAAGAAUCCUGGACAAACUACCUUGAACAAAAAACACUUUCCAAAACUUUUGGCUCAAUUACUAGAAAAUAUGAAACAUAAAGAAAGCCAUAACAUAAUAAGUGGCUUCAGAGCCACAGGAAUAUGGCCUGUAAAUCCACGAAAUGUUUUUAAGAGAAUCCCAGAGUAUUUCGAGGAUUCAGAAUAUGGAUUUGAUACGACUUUAUUGGAUUAUCUCAAGGAAUCAAGGGCUGCUAAGCCAAUGCAAGUAAAAAGAAAUAAGAAAUUACGCACAGAACCCGGAAAGUCGGUAUGUGCUGAUGAUAUUUCGAAAGUAAAUAUUCUACUAACAGUACGAAAAAAAUCAUCUGUAAGAAAAAAUAAGGAAGAUACAAUAAAGAUAAACCAAGAAAGAGAGACAGAAGAUAUUAUGGCAUCGUGGGAUACAGAAAAUGAGAUAUACUUAGAUGAAAUUACAGGUGAAGUGAUAAGAAGGGAGGAAACGAUUAAAUACGAUAUGCCGUCGACCUCAGAAAUCAUCGCUUGGGCAAAACCAGCACUACGACCCCGAUUUUCACCGGUAGUCUAUAAUCCAUCCACACUUGAUGCACUUAGUAUCAAAAUUAUCAACAUUCAUUUAAGUUCACCAGCGCAUGAUACUAACGCUCAGCUUUCCGAUGUCUGUGUAUUAAAUAAAAAAAUGAUAAAUGACAGCCAGAAUAAGCCUUUUGUAGCUUAUGCUGAAAAUGAUAUUCCAGAUUGUAUACGAUCUAAUAGUUCAUCUAAAUCUAAAGUUAUAAUAACCUCAGAUGUUAAAGUAACCCCUAAGCAAAUGAAGAACAUCAAGAAAAAAAUAAAAUUAGGUACUGAAGUCAUCGGGAAAUCAGCUUUACAGAUGAAAAUUCUUACGAAGAAAGUGGGAAAUGAAAAUGGUAAUGUGGUCUUAUAUGAAAAAAAUAAAAGAAAACGAGAAAAUUUAGCUAAUGGAAGAAAAACAAAGGUAGCGAAACGGAAGAAAUUGAGAUCAUAUUAUUGUGAAACGAGUUCUGAAUCGGAUAUUCUGAGCAUUGCAAACACAGAUGAUUCGGAAUAUGAGACAUUUGAUGAAUAUGUAUCAACAUGUUUACAAGAGAUAGACAACAAGGAAAACUGUGAGCCAGAAAACUUCACUGCACCCUUUGGAUUCAAUGAUAUCACCUAUUUUACAAGCGAUGUAGAUUUACGAGAAGAGGAUUGGGUAGUUGUAAAAUUUGCGACAAAAAAAAGCAUUAAGCACUUUGUCGGCCGUGUUUUAUAUAUAAAAAAUAGUACUCCUACGGUAAAAUUUGCAAGAAAAGUGAAAAAUGCAAAAGAUGGCAAAGUGAUUUUUACGUAUCCGAAUGUGGAGGACGUGAGUGAAGUGAAUCGUGAUGAUGUGGAAAUAGUAUUACCUCCACCAAGUAUUUCUAGACGAGGCCAAAUAUUGUUUGAUGUUACCUUUAAUUCUUCCUACAAUAUACAAUAA
Messenger RNA from Parnassius mnemosyne (clouded apollo), 2523 nucleotides. The record is from the annotation of a GenBank genome assembly. Lineage: Eukaryota; Metazoa; Arthropoda; Insecta; Lepidoptera; Papilionidae.